This is a messenger RNA of Euleptes europaea (tarantolino), 484 nucleotides long. It is a transcript of the gene SRP9, whose product is annotated as signal recognition particle 9. Gene Ontology annotation, molecular function: 7S RNA binding. Bases 11 to 271 code for a protein of 86 amino acids. The record is from RefSeq and is a predicted model, not a curated record. The transcript is spliced from 3 exons. Gene Ontology annotation, biological process: negative regulation of translational elongation; SRP-dependent cotranslational protein targeting to membrane. Lineage: Eukaryota; Metazoa; Chordata; Lepidosauria; Squamata; Sphaerodactylidae. Gene Ontology annotation, cellular component: signal recognition particle, endoplasmic reticulum targeting.
GGGUCUAGUUAUGCCGCAUUAUCAGACCUGGGAGGAGUUCAGUCGCGCAGCUGAGAAGCUCUACUUGUCUGACCCUAUGAAGGUGCGUGUGGUACUCAAAUACCGGCACUGUGAUGGAAAUCUUUGCAUCAAAGUAACUGAUGAUGCAGUUUGUCUUCUCUAUAGGACAGACCAGGCUCAAGAUGUAAAGAAGAUUGAGAAAUUCCACAGUCAACUAAUGCGACUCAUGGUAGCCAGAGAAUCCCGCAGUGUUGCCAUGGAUACGGACUGAAUAGCUGGAGAUAAAAUGAAUGCUCAGUCAUCUUUCAUGGGAAGAAAACCUCUUUGGUUUGGGCAAAUUUUGAAACAGAACAAGUGUGGCAUUCAAGUGGAUUAUUAAAGUCUAAAGUGGAUUUUGUAAGGAUUUCCAGGCUCCACUUCAGAGUGGCUAGGAAACAUUUUGCUUUCAUAAGAAAGCCUUUUUUUUUUAAUUUGAGCAAAUAAA